AUGACGACCACCUGUCUGAAGCCUGUUCUUGACCCACAGCGACAGUUCUAUCAUUGUCGAGACUUCUGCUCCUCGGCUAUGGGUACUUCCGAUGACUAUUGCGCCAUAUGUGGCGGGCCUUUCAGGGAAAUUUAUAUCGCUGAAAAGCCCCGAACAGCAGCGUUCCUGAAGAAAUGGGCGAGAGACAUAGAACAGCAUCGAUCGGGGGACAAAGCUGCGCAUGCGAAAGGCUGCAUUGUCGACGAAUAUGACGAGGAAGGCGAUGAAGAAGAACGUUGGGAACGGUUUGAAGAGGAAAAAUCUUACGACCAGGAUAUCAUCAGCGUGGAAGACGUGAAAUGGGCCGAGACACUCCAUGUUCUGGCACUGAACCCCAAUGCAGAGGGGGGGACUUAUAAAGCUUUUGUCAGCGGGCCCGGCACUUACGACGAGGUUGGAGGUGUUUUCGUCGACGAUGGUGACGACCCAAAUGCAGAGGACUUCGACUUUGGCCGGGUAUUAUGCUACCAAAAUCAGGAUGACAACCGUGAUGCCAUUUUCCCUUUCCACUGGUGCUGCUACGAGAUGCUGUCCAAGUGCAUUACCGGGUCUUUCGAAGCUAGCAGCUUUAGCGACGAUGGUGUCCUGGUGUACAGCAUUGACAAUGACCUCCUGUACAGCAUUAUGCAGGAGCUGCUGAGGAAUUUCGGCUACAAGUCUUUCUCGAACAUCGACUAUGGUGAGGCGCGUCGCAUGCAGGAACAAACUUGGGAGAUAGAACCUGGUUACGAGUUCCUUGUGCGCCAUCCCCUCGACGUGCCCGGCGCCAACGAGGCUGUCUUGUCUGUUUUUUCAUCGGAUGCUUUCAAAUCAAGGUCUCCUUGCAGUGACUUCGGGAGCCGCGUCCGGCGUGAUCCUUUCCUCAGGGUGCCUUACGACAUAGUACACAGGAUAUCUGGCCUCGUAUCAAACGAAGAUCUCAUCAACCUGGCGAGGGCGUCAUGGCCAAUCCACUGUCUUUUGCAUAACAACGACCAGUUCUGGCGGCAGCGCAUCGGGGCGUCCUUCCUGCCUUGGUUCCUCGAGUUUGGAGCGCUUCUCGAGCAAGACGAAACGCUCUUGCAGAGCAACAACCCUCAGCGCAUCUUCCAAUGGCUGGAAAGGUCGACACGCUCCGACAGAUGGCUGACAGGACCUCUGAUGGGAGUAGUCAACCGGCGCCGCAUCUGGUCGGCAUGUGAGCAGUUUAGCCAACUCUAUCGAGAGCACAAGGAACUUCAGAAUGAUGCCUCCAUUAGCGACGAAGAGAGACUGAUACGGAAAUACUCCAAGAGCGUGCACCCUACCGUCGUCGCGUCUCCAAAAGCGACCAUACUCGGUCCCACACGCAAAGUGUUUUGGGCGAAGACGUGGCCCGAGCUCCGGUCUCAAGAAAAGACGCUUGAAACCUUCUGGGAUCGUCGUGGCUCACUCGUUGGCAUCUCGUUGACUCCCGACGGCCAAAGAAGACGGCUCCUUGGGAUGUCUGACCUCGAUGACGAUGUCUCCAGAGAAUCCAUGAGGCUUGGGGCAGAGGAGUGGAUAAAAGGGUUGGUCAUUCAUCUGCCUAUCCCAACUUACCUAGAUGAUAAUCGAUUAGAGACGUCCCCGAAGGGCCUGACGGUCCUCCUCGACUCCGGUAGGACGUCAGUCAUGGGCUCCACAUCCGAAUGUCAAAUGCAACAGCUGCUCUCAUCCGCCCCAGACUGGUGCAUCACGGGCAUCCACGGCAAUACAGGGGUUGUCAGAGGCAACCUACAGCUCAUCCGGAUCGGCCUGGUACAAGCGCAGCCGUCCGAACUUCAAGUUGUCGACUAUUCGACGCCCCCACACCGUCUUCGGCACCCGCAUCGAGGUUCACUCGAAGAGCUUACGUGGGAUGAUGACUAUUCGCAAAUACUAGGGCGGAGAAUCCAAGAAUACCAGGGUCUCCAGCUGACGGACCAUCGGAAUUACCAUCAUAGCGGUAGGGGAUAUUUAGCUAAUGAUCUGGUCUCUUGUGGGGCCCUGAUCUGGGCGAAGAACGCGGGUGAGCAUCGGUCGCUGAGACGGCUCACGGGCUGUAUCGUCUCCGCCAGAGACCAGUCUGGCCCAGUCCGCGCCUGUCUUUCUGGCCUCAGUGCCGAGCACGAACCCGCGACAGACAUGCGGCGGAUGGUCGGCGUCAACCAGCCAGACGGCAUCUUCGAGUCCUUUGACAUUGAUGGGCCGGGAGGGGAGGUGGUGACAGAGUUAGAAGUGCCUGCGGAACAGUAUACAAGGGCUCUGAAGAUUCACACCAGCCUAGGGCGGACGCACUCUUGGGGCGAGAAAGGUGCGCACGCGUUUAGUUAUGGGAGAACCAUCGAGGCGCGACCUGGCGAGACUCUGGUAGGUAUAGUCGUGAAGUUUGGGGGCCUUGACCAGUUGCGGGAUGAUGUGGACGAGGCUCUGGGGCACAACGUGAUGACCGUCGUCGGCGGUCUGUCGAUGCAGCUUGAGGCUUCACUUUAA
Messenger RNA from Diaporthe batatas, 2511 nucleotides. RefSeq lists its product as uncharacterized. The coding region runs from base 1 to 2511 and encodes 836 amino acids. The transcript is spliced from 4 exons. Gene Ontology annotation, molecular function: protein binding. The record is from RefSeq and is a predicted model, not a curated record. NCBI's taxonomy places the organism in Eukaryota, Fungi, Ascomycota, Sordariomycetes, Diaporthales, Diaporthaceae.